This is a messenger RNA of Striga asiatica, 2492 nucleotides long. The record is from the annotation of a GenBank genome assembly. NCBI's taxonomy places the organism in Eukaryota, Viridiplantae, Streptophyta, Magnoliopsida, Lamiales, Orobanchaceae.
AUGCUCUCCUCCACCCGAUCUUUCUGCGUUUGUAUCUUCUUCUUCUCCGCGUUCCUCGUAUCGUCUGCUCUCGGCAAGUAUUGUCUUUCACUUUCUGAAAGGAUGCGAUUUGUCUUGGUUUCUUUUGAUUAUCAAGCGAAUGAUCCCGUCACUCUGUGGGUGAACAAGGUUGGUCCAUAUAAUAAUCCCCAGGAAACUUACAACUAUUACAGCCUUCCGUUUUGCCACCCACCUGGCAACCCUGCUCACAAAUGGGGUGGGCUUGGUGAGGUUCUCGGAGGGAAUGAGCUCAUCGAUAGCCAGAUCGCGAUAAAAUUUAAGAGAGAUGUGGAGAAGACUUCGAUUUGUGAAAUCGAACUUGAUGCAGCAAAAGCUACGCAGUUUAAGGAUGCAAUUGAUAAUUCAUACUGGUUUGAAUUUUUUAUGGAUGACCUGCCUUUGUGGGGUUUCGUUGGUGAGGUUCUGCCUGAUAGAAACCGUGAUAAUAAGCAUGUGCUAUGGACACACAAGAAUCUUGUCAUCAACUACAAUGGGAACCAGAUUAUUCAUGUCAAUCUCACUCAAGAUAAUCCUAAGCCACUUGAAGAGGGGCGAGUACUAGAUAUGACUUACUCCGUCAAAUGGGUUCCAACUAAUGUUACAUUUGCGCGCCGGUUUGAUGUUUACCUGGAUUACCCAUUUUUUGAGCACCAGAUCCACUGGUUUUCUGUCUUUAAUUCUUUCAUGAUGGUAAUUUUCCUAACUGGGUUGGUGUCAAUGAUAUUAAUGCGGACACUUCGCAAUGACUACGCAAAAUAUGCUAGGGAAGAUGAUGAUCUUGAGACUCUGGAACGGGAUGUAAGUGAGGAAUCUGGUUGGAAACUUGUACAUGGAGAUGUGUUUAGGCCUCCCCAAAAUCUGGCUCUGCUAUCAGCUGUUGUCGGUACUGGUGCUCAGCUGGCCACACUUGUUCUGCUCGUCAUCAUUUUAGCAAUUGUUGGAAUGCUUUACAUUGGGAGAGGAGCAAUUGUCACCACCUUCAUAAUCUGCUAUGCUUUUACCUCAUUUAUUGCCGGUUAUGUAAGCGGUGGCAUGUAUUCCCGCAAUGGUGGUAAGAAAUGGAUCAAGUCGAUGAUCCUCACAGCAUCACUUUUCCCAUUCCUGUGCUUUGGCAUCGGCUUCAUCCUUAACACGGUUGCAAUAUUCUACGGUUCCCUGGCUGCCAUCCCCUUUGGUACCAUGGUAGUUGUUUUUGUCAUAUGGGCCUUUAUUUCCUUCCCCUUAGCUCUUCUUGGCACUGUUGUCGGAAGAAACUGGAGUGGCGCCCCAAACAAUCCUUGCCGAGUAAAGACUAUCCCUCGUCCCAUUCCCGAGAAGAAAUGGUACCUAACACCAUCCAUUAUAUCUCUCAUGGGGGGUUUGCUUCCUUUUGGAAGCAUUUUUAUCGAGAUGUAUUUUGUCUUCACCUCUUUCUGGAAUUACAAGGUUUACUAUGUGUACGGCUUCAUGCUUCUCGUGUUUGUAAUCCUGAUAAUCGUCACUGUUUGCGUUACAAUUGUGGGGACUUACUUCCUGCUGAAUGCUGAGAAUUACCACUGGCAAUGGACUUCGUUCUUCUCCGCGGCCUCGACUGCUCUCUAUGUAUACUUCUAUUCGAUAUAUUACUACCACGUGAAGACCAAGAUGUCGGGCUUCUUCCAGACGAGCUUCUAUUUCGGAUACACUCUGAUGUUCUGUCUUGGUCUUGGAAUACUAUGUGGCGCGGUUGGAUUUUUGGGCUCCAACUUGUUUGUCAGGAGAAUUUACAGGAACAUAAAGUGUGACUAAAAUUCUAUGAUAUAUUAUAUACAGAAGAGUAAUUUGGUUCGAUUGUUGCAGCGUGUAAGUUAAUGUCGAUGGGGGAGACGAGGAAAGAGAGUUGGAGAAAAGUUGAAUCUUUUUGUAGCGUUGGAUUAAUUGAUGUUACAGCUUUUGGCUUUAGAGACUUGGGAUAUUGUUGAUUAGAAAAGAACUCUGUUUCACACUCCCAUUUACAUCAAUAUUUGUAGUUGUAAAUCGCAUGCCUUGUAGGGGCAUUUGUUACUUGAUGAAUUGGUUUUCAUGAACUUUGACUUUGGUUGUUACAGAUGGUUUUUAAUCCGACUGAGUGCGAGCAAAAGAAAUAAUACUUUUCGGCAUUUGCUUGAAAUGCGAUAUUUGCCACAAUGCUUAUCAGAUGAAAUACAAACUAGCUCGAUUAUCUUGUAAUUAUUGAUCGAUAUGUGGUUUGAUUAGAUAGGUUCGUGUAAUUUGAAGAAGGAAGAAUGACUGGAGUGUUUCUUCAAGUUCUGCAGGCUUCCGCCUGCAACUCUUGUUCAGAUUCAAUUAGGUAUAUGAUCACAUAUUCAACACACACUGGGUGUGUAGAAUGGCUUAUUAUAUGUGAAUGUACAUUAGUAUAACAAUGUAUUAUGUGCAAUGAUUAAAAUAUUUUCAUGUGAAAAAUAAAAAAAACUCAUAAUUACGUAAAUGGC